CAACAACAACAGCAGCAGCAGCAGUAGCGCCUGCCAUGGUGUGACGUUUUCGACUAUCCGCAUACGUGUAGUGCGGUCGAUUUAACUCCAACGAGGCCUCAUUCCUCACGAUCAUGGACGAAGUCGAGAAUCCCGAUCUGCCCAAAGCGGGCGAGGCGAGUCCCACGUUGAGACCCAUAGCAAGCGGAGGAGAAGACGCGAAUGAUGCUAUCGGAGCAUCAAUAACUGUAGCAGCAGCAGCAGCAGGAGGAGGAGGAGGAGGAGGAGGAGGAGCAAUAGUAGCGCCAGAAGAAGCAGUUGAGCAAGAGAUCGUGCUGGACAGCAUCGAGCCAGCCGCAAAGCCUGCAUUGCCUGCCUCUCGAGCAGCGGUGCCUGUGCCCGCGCGACCGCCUCUCGUACGACCAGCAUCCAACCCUCCGCCUUCACAACCUCCGCCGGCGCCUCCCGGGCAAGACUCCGGACCCCCAGACUUCACGCAGGAGCCGCCCGACAGUCUCACCCUCGCCGACCUCAAGCGGAUCCGAAGCACCUUUCCCAAUGCCCAAGUCCCGCAGAAACAGCAGCUACUGGGCGACGACAAGGUCUACGACUUCGAUUAUCAGGACGCGCAGUCUUUUCCCGUGGAGCUCGAAGAAUGGUUCAGCUACAAUGACGAGGAAGAAGUGAAAUUGCGCAAGUGCCAGAAGGUUUUCCACGACGAGUGGAGGACGACCGACGAGGGCAAGCUGGACUGGCUAGAUGUGACGGAGGAUGCGCGGAGACUAUUCAUCAAGAAAUGGAUCACAUCGUUGCAGGAGAAACAUGCGACGCAGGAGACCAUUACGAAGGCUCUUAUGAUCUUGACCUAUGUCGGACUUGGCAUCUGGGAGGAAACUGCAGGGCGACAGGAAGGAUGUGCGCUGGACGAUCUGUUUACAAAUGGCAAGAUGGGCGGGUCAAAACUGGAAGAGUUCGGCUCAUCUAGCUUGCAAGUGCAGUGGAUUGUUGCGAUGAUUGAUACUCUGCACUCUAGUGAUGGACUUCGCGUGAUUUAUGACACGCUUCGACGAGUUUGUGAUAGGGAUUUCGAGAAAUCUGCCCCCGAAAUGUCGUCUCGCAACGAGUCACAGGCACGACGUGGAGAUGAAAGCAUGGAUCUGUGGUGCUGCUUGACACUCAUGUACCUCUUUGUUGAAGUUUCGAGGACUACUGGCAAUGCUCAGGCAUUGAAAACCGAUGUCGUGGCGCUAGAGCCCAGCUUUCUCAACUACUUGACACAAAUCAUUGCCAGACUCCGGUGGGACGAGUACGCCCCGAUUCCACUUACGAAAAUGCUACUGCUUGCAUGGAAGACAAUCUUGAUCUCACUAGGAGGCAUCAUUGAGGUGGAGAAGGUCAAGACUUCGCUCAGGGGGACCAGUGGAGAAGAGAAGGACACUCGUGGUCAACCUUUGAUCACAGCAUCGCCACUGGACUACCACUUAUUCCGGCAAGAAAUCAGCUCUAAAUACCCAGCCUACCAUCCUCCUCCACCACUGUUUCCCCUGGAGCCUGAAAACAACAGCAUACUUCCUCCACUGAAGCAUCGCAGACCCAGCUAUGUCACUGUGUCAGACGCAGCUUUUGCUGGAGCGCCAGCUGUGGGCACUGGCUCAAUUAUGCAUCAGCCUGUACACAUAGCAACCCCAGCCCCAUCACCUCCGCCCUCGCCUGCAGGUCCGGGUAAGGCUGGAAAGAAGCAGAACUAUCAGACGAAUCAGAUGUUUCCGUUCCUGUAUCCUCCUCUCGAUGCUAGUAGUAACGAUCUCGGCGGCAAGGGUAGUACUGAACUGCAAGACGCUCUAGUUGGCAGAAGAUGGGAAGGCGCAGACAUUCCCACAAGCAUACUUGAGGCGGCUGAGCUUUUUGCCAAACGUAUGCGUGCGACACGAGCCAUGAAGCAGCUCUGGGAAGCUCGUGUAGACUUCAUGAAACAAGAAAGAGGUUGGAAGAAGCUCAACGAUGCGAGCGACAACUUGGACGUGGACGACUUCGAGCUGGUCCCCAAGCCGGAGCCAGACCAAACGGCAGAGCAAGGAAAGCCGGUUGCUCAAACAGAGGAACAGCGACGGCUGAGCAAAGUUAACGACUACUACCGCGACUCGCUCCCACACCUGCAGAGCGUUGUGAUAGUGCUACUCAAGGCAGUCUUGCAAAACGUCACGGACCUCGUAACUAAGGGUAAUGGUCAGAAUGGUUUACAAGCUGGUAUUCAGUUCAACGAAACCAACAGUGUCAACGGCACCAAACCUGUCGAGAAUGGUGUCCAUUCAGAUGGCAUCGAGAGCACCAUGGAAGAACUUGACAAGCAACGCUCGCAAGAGAUUGCUGCGAAGGCCUUAAGCGCUAUUUUACUCCUGCUUUUGAAAUGGUUCAAGGUUUCGCACAUCUUACAGUACGAAUACAUGACACAGCUAUUGCUGGACUCGAAUUAUAUCCCCUUGAUCCUCAAAUUGUGGCAGACACAGGAGAUUGGCCGAGCAUGUCACUUUGAACUGGAUCGGGAAGACCGAAAUUUCUUCUACUUCUGCCAGAAAAGCUCUCGGCAAGGCGCACCCGCGGCACGACCGGACAAAGAUAGCAGCGAAGAGUCGGACGAUGAUGCUGCUCCACCUCCCAUCAAGCUCAAGAGAGAAGAGACACCACCAGAGCAAAUCCCUUCCCCAACGACUAGUCCGCCCGACUUCACACAUCCACCGGAGAUUGACGAGCUUGGCUAUCCACAAACGCCGCUUCCGCCAUCGCCUUUGAAGCAUUACUCGUAUCGCAACGUCUUCAGUGCGAUCAACUAUCUUCGUGUGCUGCAAAAAGUGACGAGGCGCAAAACGCAUCGAGCACUAUUACUUGUCAGCUACAAGAGCUCCAACCACCUCAAGAAGACGCUCAAGAUACCGAUACAAAUGCUUCGUUAUUACACGUUGAAGCUAUUCAAAUCACAAGUUCCCUUUUGCGGUCGAAAGUGGCGUCAGGGGAACAUGAAAAUCAUCACCGCCGUGUGGCUCUCGGUACCAGCUGAGCUCAGAGACGACUGGCUGUCUGGUGGUGGUGGAGGCAUGGGCGGUGCAUGUGUCGGAGAUGUGGACGGUACCGUCGAAGAUGCUCUGCCGCUGGAGCAAAGUCUUCGAGCAUUAACACAUUGGUGGAAUGUCAGAAUGUUCCCCGAUGUGAUGGGAGUGGAAAAGGGAAUGUUGGAUGAGGAGCAAGACUAUUUUGCUAGAGAACUGGAGAAGAUGGAGCUUGUGAGAGAAGAGGAAUUGGCCGAAGAGCCUGUGCUGGAAGAGCCAUGGCAAGGUCCUAUCGAGGGGUACUGAGUGCUGGACAGUCUACCAUACAGUAUACCCAACAUUCAAUGUGAAUCGGUCAUCUCUUCGCGACGACGACAAGAUAGUAUUUGAUCAGCCAUUCGCCACAGCUCC
Sphaerulina musiva SO2202 is the source of this 3434-nucleotide messenger RNA. RefSeq lists its product as uncharacterized. Gene Ontology annotation, biological process: cytoskeleton organization. The coding region runs from base 114 to 3329 and encodes 1071 amino acids. Gene Ontology annotation, cellular component: cytosol. The record is from RefSeq and is a predicted model, not a curated record. The transcript has a single exon. NCBI's taxonomy places the organism in Eukaryota, Fungi, Ascomycota, Dothideomycetes, Mycosphaerellales, Mycosphaerellaceae.